Rhizophagus irregularis DAOM 181602=DAOM 197198 is the source of this 1422-nucleotide messenger RNA. Lineage: Eukaryota; Fungi; Glomeromycota; Glomeromycetes; Glomerales; Glomeraceae. The record is from RefSeq and is a predicted model, not a curated record.
AUGGAAACCUCUCAAAAGAACUUAUGUACAGAGAACUCCCACUCCAAAGGACCUCUAGAAGGCUCCAAAGCUAUUGUUCGUUUAUACCGCCCUUGCAAUACUUACUCUUUUUCCUUUCACACGAAGAGAAUCAACCCAUAUGAAAUCACUGAUACACGUGGCAGUGGUACACUAUACAACACCAAAAAAGCUCGAUACUUCCUCAUUGAGUUAGAUCAACAUGCUGAUCUAGAUCUAACAAGGAAAAAUUUUUUUACCGUUUGCACCAAUGAUAUUGAAAUGACUCGUGAUCAUCAAAGGAUCUUCAAUUCAAGUAGUAAAAAACUUAACAUCAACUACCUAAUAGGGACAUACCUCACCUUCACAUUUGCUAUUAAUCGACAAUUUUCACCUGACACCGUUAAAAAAUAUUUUAAACGUUUACGCCAACUAUUAUUAGUAAAAUUUUUAGCAAUUAAAAAUAGAUUAUCUUCUGAUAGUAUUAAAAAUAGACAAACCAAUACUUUUAUUAGAUUUAGUUCUGGUUCCCACGUGAUCUACCUGGGAUUCUAUCUACCAUGUGGUAUGAAUAAUUUAUUUGGAUUGGGUAAACACUGUGAUCAACCUGCAGCUUUCGUUCUAUCUAGAAAUCGAUGGAAAUGUCAUACACACCUCUUAAAUAUAGAAAAUGUCAAUUUAAAUAUACAAACCAAUUCAAAAUUUCCUAGUAAUCCUGCUUUGUACAAAUGCUUGACUGAUAACCCCCGAGCCAAAAAAGUUCAUUCAACACGACUAGGCGUGAAAUAUGAAGUUGUAAUCAAAAGAUACCGACCUUACAAAGGUAACAAUAAUCAAAAUUUGAAAGAAAUUAUGGAGCCAACCAUCACUUUAUCAAAGAAAGGUAUCCCCACGCUUCGACCUUUCUAUAAAGAAUAUAGAAAUCUUGAAUUUGACAUCGUUCGCUCACCACAACAAAUCAAACGACUUGAUCAUUACACACAAUCAGUUGUUUUUAAUCAACUAAGCCAUGUUGCUGAACGUGGCUCAAUACAUCCAUCUUAUGAAGGAAGAAGUAAUAAGGAAAAGAUAAAUUUGAAACGUGCCAAGAAUUGGCUACGUAGAAUUAAAAAACGAAAUAAACUCAAGAAGUCACUACCACCUUUACCUCCAGAUUUUAAUGCUAAACAACUUUAUGAUGAUUAUAUACUGAGACGUUCAUGUCCUCUAAUCACUGAAUAUUUACCACCGAUCGACAAAGACAAAAAUAUUUUUUUUAUAUCAGAUGCUCACCUGGAAAUUAUUAAUGAUAAUAAUAUUUUCUUUCAUCGCCGUACACCCCCUCCUGACGAGAUUGAUGAUGAUAAAGGAAGACUCCAACGACCUCUAAUGAGGAACAAAAGAAAAAAAGUUGAAAUCCUGCCCUCACCUGGGCAGGAUCUUUGA